UCAAAGCCGCUGCCAGCGCUGGGACCCGGCAUCCGCGCAGCAGCCUUCUGACCCGCGGAUGCGCCGAGGCUUUUGCGUCUGGCGCCCGUCGAGCCGUCGCGUCCGUGUCCCUCGCGUCCCGCCGCUGACUCCCCAAACUUUGGCCAGCGCCGUCCAGGCUCUGCUCCAGGGACUAGCCAGGAAUUUUCAAGAUGAAUUACACCGAGUCCAGCCCAUUGGCAGAAUCAACAGCCAUAGGUUUCACACCUGAGUUAGGAAGUAUCACACCUGUGCCUUCCAAUGAGACCACCUGCGAAAACUGGCGAGAGAUACAUCAUCUAGUGUUUCAUGUAGCAAAUAUUUUUUUUGCCAUUGGGUUGGUUCUUCCAACUACUCUUCACCUUCAUAUGAUACUUCUUAGGGGAAUGUUAACUAUAGGAUGUACCCUUUAUAUCGUCUGGGCCACUCUCUACCGCUGUGCCUUGGAUAUCAUGAUCUGGAACUCUGUGUUCCUGGGGAUCAACGUUUUGCAUCUUUCAUAUCUUUUGUACAAGAAGAGACCGGUGAAGAUCGAAAAGGAACUCAAAGGCAUCUACCAGCGAUUGUUUGAACCACUCCGUGUGCCUCCAGAUCUGUUCAAAAGAUUAACAGGACAGUUUUGCAUGAUCCAAACGUUGAAAAAGGGCCAGGCCUAUGCUGCAGAGGAUAAAACCUCAGUUGAUGACCGUCUGAGUAUUCUCCUGAAAGGAAAAAUGAAGGUCUCCUAUCGAGGACACUUUCUGCAUAACAUUUACCCCUGUGCCUUCAUAGAUUCUCCUGAAUUUAGAUCAACCCAGAUGCACAAAGGUGAAAAAUUCCAGGUCACCAUUAUUGCAGAUGAUAACUGCAGAUUUUUAUGCUGGUCAAGAGAAAGGUUAACCUACUUUCUGGAAUCAGAGCCUUUCCUGUAUGAAGUAUUUAGAUAUCUUAUAGGAAAAGACAUUACAAAUAAGCUCUACUCAUUGAAUGAUCCCACCUUAAAUGAUAAAACAAUCAAAAAGUUGGACCACCAGCUCAGUCUUUGCACGCAGCUCUCCAUGCUGGAAAUGAGGAACAGCAUAGUCAGCACCAGUGACAGCGAGGACGGCUUACACCAGUUUCUUCGGGGCACCUCCAGCGUGUCCUCUCUUUAUGUCCCAUCCCCACACCAGCGAGCCUCUGCCAAGAUGAAGCCAAUAGAAGAAGGAGUGGAGGAUGACGAUGAGGUCUUUGAACCAGAGACUCCAAAUACAUUCAAAGUUCGUCAAUUGCCUUGAUCCGGAGAGAGGAUUCAAGUUACCAAGAAGGAAACUCUCUUGAAGAGAUCCUGAAAAAUACCAGCACUUUUUCACGGCUUUUAGAUUUUUCUGCUUUAACACACCCAGCCUGGUAGAGUCUGAGGGCAGGAACAUGAUGGAGAUUCAAAAAUGGGAAGGUUGGGAGUUCCCUGGUGGCCUAGCAGUUAAGGACCUGGCAUUGUCAUAACCGGCAAGGGUUUGAUCCCUAGCCUGGGAACUUCCCCAUGCCAUGCACAUGGCAAAAUAAAAAAAAAAAAUGGGGGAGGGAGGUAUCUUUGCUGUCUUCACUGGUCAGCUUUUUGUUUUACUGAGCCUUCUGACUAAACCUAGUGCUAUUUUUGAGAGAGAUAUUUUCACAGUAUUUUCUAGAUAUAUUAUCACUUAACUUAAAAUCUUAGCGCUUUGUCAUCGCAAAUGCCUUCACUUUCUCUUUCCAAGUUAUUGUGGGUUUUCUUCAGAGAUGCUUUUUUUUUUUUUCUGCCACGGCAGUGGGGUUGUCUGUGUGAUCGUUUUAACAAGGUCAAUCUGAAAUCGAGGCUGAGGUAACAUCUAAAGGCAGGGACUCUCAGGCUUUGUUGACUCUUUCGGAUGGAAAAGUUUAAAGAAAGAUGUGAUGUCACUCAUGCAGAUUUUUCUCUCAGGCUGGACACGUACUGGAUCGCCUCACUUAGGUGGGCCCUGUGUGGGUGGCUUGAUAAUGGACAAAACUCGUCAGACUUUGCUCACAUCUCCCUUGUAGAGCGAUGUUCAUAAGCGGGGCUGAAACCUAAAGGAGAAGGAUGACAGAUGGAAGCUGUUCUGAGCUCAGCGCCGGCCUUCGGCUAAACCAACUCACCGGCCAUGUGGAGCCAUCUGGCCCCACAUGCUGCUGCAGGAAGCACGUUACUUGGGGCGGGAUGAUUGAGGAGUCAAGGGGCCAAUCAAGUGGCCCAGGAUGACAGGGCCAUCAGAGCCACUGCACUCUUCGGUUGCUCUUCUGACGUUUCAGAUUGUUCCUCCAGGGCCAUGGCUGUUUGUUCUGAUGUGUCCGGGUGUGGGGUACCAAGGCCGGACACAUAGACACAGCGGUGGGCAGCUAGUCCACCACAGGCCUGUGUGAGCACCAGCCUAGCUAGUGUCGUGAAGGCCUUAACUCCAGAAAUGAUGGUAUUUGGGAAAUUAGCAGUUUGCUUGAAUCGUCAGGCUGGUCAGUGUGACGGUGGCACUUGGCCAGGCCACCCACGGGGGGAAGCCCCCUGAUGGGCUAUGCCCCACUUACCCCCACUGGCCUUUAUUUUGGUCAGUGGGGGUACCAACAUACCACUGGUACCAAUGUUGAAGCAGUCCCCUGUGAUGUUAAAUAGCCAAGAAAAGUUGCAAAUGAGAUUAUUUUCAGGUGAGCUGAGCCAAAAGCAUCUUUUGCCAAGAGGUGAUUUCUGUUAGAGAAGAUAUUAAAAAAAAAAAAAAAGCUACUCUAGGGUCACCUCAUUUUCCUAAACUCAUUUUUAGAAGCCAGUCAUUUUAGUCAUUUCACUGGAGUUAAAUUUACAUGCUUGGUCACUCACUGAGAAAACUUGCACAGACUGGAUAUCCAGCUCUGAAUGUAUUUAUCACAUGUGGGCUUAUUAACCUCACAGUAGAACGGCUGACUUCACUUUACUGCUAUCAUGGUCUCUUCUGUUUGCUAAAGUGUCAUUUUAUUUUGGGGGAAAUGAAAUGAAAGAAUGACUUUGCCUUGACUUUAAGACUGUAAAGAGAUGGGAGCAUGAACCUUCUGGUUCUGCGCCUCAGUCAUGUGCAUAUGGUACAAUGGUGUUCAAACUGCUUUAACUGGGGGGGUGAGGUCACGUGGCCCAAUGAGUUUACACAUGCGUAUGGCUAAUUUGCAAAGCCACUCUAUAGAGUCAUUACAUAGUGCAUCCUUCUGAAUAAUUUUAGGUUCUACUAAAGCCAGGUUUUUGAUGCUCAGUGAGUCCACAGAACCUUAACGGUUUCUCACCCCGACCCAUCUUCAGGUCUCCCUUUAUCGACCUCAGGCAGCAGAGAGGGUCGUCUCUACUGAUGAACGUGGAUGUGUUUGGAGGUUAUUUUCUCUAGUGCUGAGAAUAAACAUGUUUAAAAGCGCACUGCUAAAAUGUAGGUGAUGUGAAGUCAUUUACUGUUUUUAUUAAAAUGUGUAUGUGUGUUUUGUGCCAUUGAGGAUGAAGAUUGUAAUCUCUAGAUUAGGAAUCUUCAAAGAACCACUUAGCCUGAAUAGGAAACACAAAACUAUUUUUAAAUACAUCCCUCUGAGGAGGACAAUGAGACUCAGAGAAAAGGAGCCGAAGCCAUUGAGUAGCCCUCCCACUGGAUUUGACAGCAAAGAAGCAUAACAGAGCAGAAAAGAUCUCCUGUGAGUGAGUUAACAAGUGUAUCUUUGUAUAAUGAACACAUAGAGAAAAAACAUGUUUGCUGCCAAAGCCACCAA
Phacochoerus africanus (Common warthog) is the source of this 3741-nucleotide messenger RNA. RefSeq names its product blood vessel epicardial substance (gene POPDC1). NCBI's taxonomy places the organism in Eukaryota, Metazoa, Chordata, Mammalia, Artiodactyla, Suidae. Gene Ontology annotation, cellular component: sarcolemma. The transcript has 8 exons. The coding region runs from base 192 to 1274 and encodes 360 amino acids. The record is from RefSeq and is a predicted model, not a curated record. Gene Ontology annotation, molecular function: cAMP binding.